Molecule: messenger RNA, 1705 nt
Organism: Cannabis sativa
Lineage: Eukaryota; Viridiplantae; Streptophyta; Magnoliopsida; Rosales; Cannabaceae
Product: auxin-responsive protein IAA16
Exons: 5
Coding region: 525-1268 (247 amino acids)
Biological process (GO): regulation of DNA-templated transcription
Cellular component (GO): nucleus
Molecular function (GO): protein binding
Source: RefSeq, a predicted model, not a curated record
ACAUAUUAUAAUUGUCAAAGACAAAAACCAAACUACUUUUAUUAUUGUCUGUUAAUUAAUUAUUGUUUAUUUGUUUUAAUAAAAGAAUUUUGUCAUAAAAUAGAAGCGAAUUCUCAUUGGUGGAGCCUUAGGAAACAAAAUAGUAAAAAGCAAACAACAGAGCUCACAGCCAACCCCAACUUCGUAUAUCUCUGUCCACUUGGCCACAAUCAUUCUAAAAUUCCACGUCAUCCAUUACGUCACUCCUCCCCCGACAAUCUGCUAAUUUCACUAUCCACGUGGCCUCAUCUUAACCGUCGAAAUCUCUCCCAUUUUCUUUAAGCUCUAAAAAAGUCUUAUAAGUUAGACCAUUUGGUUCCCAAUAUCGCCUUCUUCUUCUUUCUUACUCUCAGUUUCGCCAUUUUGUAUUUUUCUGAGCUCGUAUUCGCCAUAACUGAAAAGCAAGCGAUAUUUUACUGAAUUCACAGAAGGGAAAAGGGUUUGUUAUAUUUUCUCAAGGAAGGAAAAUUGGAGGGACGGAAACCAUGGGUAGUGUGGAGCUUAUUAAUUUCGAAGAGACCGAAUUACGCUUGGGUCUUCCCGGCGGGAAGGGAUGUGGUGAAGUCGCCGGAGGAGUGCCGGAGAUGGUCAAGAACAACGGGAUUAAGAGAGGGUUCUCUGAAACUGUUGAUUUGAAGCUUAAUCUUUCGUCUAAAGAUUCUGGGUCGUUGGAUCAAGUUGAUAACAAGAAAGAAAAAGUUACUACUGUUGCUACAACUGCUGAUAUUGCUUCUCCUUCUGCCGAUACUGCUAAGCCUCCUGCCAAGGCACAAGUUGUGGGUUGGCCACCCGUGAGAUCGUUCAGAAAGAACAUCAUUUCAGCACAAAAGAACACAGAGGAAUCUUCAAAGGCAGGCACAGGCAACAGUGCAGCAUUUGUAAAAGUUAGCAUGGACGGUGCACCCUACUUACGUAAAGUGGACCUCAAAUUGUACCAAAGUUACCAAGAACUUUCUGAUGCUUUAGGCAAAAUGUUCAGCUCUUUCACCAUUGGUAACUGUGGUUCACAAGGCAUGAAGGAUUUCAUGAACGAGAGCAAAUUGAUAGAUCUUUUAAAUGGUUCUGACUAUGUACCAACCUAUGAGGACAAAGAUGGAGACUGGAUGCUUGUUGGUGAUGUUCCAUGGGAAAUGUUUGUUGACUCAUGCAAACGAUUGAGGAUAAUGAAGGGAUCUGAGGCCAUCGGACUUGCACCAAGAGCAGUGGAGAAGUGCAAGAACAGAGCUUGAAACCAUUUUUUCAUGUUGAACUCAAUCCAAUCCUAAGUCCAACACGAUCAAAUGGAAUCAAACCGGCUCGAAUGGGAUCGAGCACGGAGUUUGAAUGCGUCUUAAUUGUACCAUGUUUUUUUUUCUUCUUUCUUUCUUUCUGUUUUUUGAAGCUUAAUAUGUUCAAAUUAUAUGAGAGAAAUGUUUCGGAAGUUUCUUAGAGACAAGGAGUAAUAAUAUAGAAGAUGUUCAUAUUACCUUGCUCUUGAUCAUGUGUAAUUUUCUUCUUCUUCUUUCUUUUUUACUUUUCUUUUUUUUUUUGGUAUGGAUUUGUCUAAUAAUAAUUGUCAAUGUGUUAGUUGUCAUUGGGUGCUUUUUGUUCCCCAUAAAUUCUUUUAUAUGGUAUGUAUUAUUUUAUGUGGUGUAUAUUAUAUGGAUGAGAUUCUUUGUAUCGUGCA